Botrytis sinoallii is the source of this 1308-nucleotide messenger RNA. RefSeq lists its product as uncharacterized. Bases 1 to 1308 code for a protein of 435 amino acids. NCBI's taxonomy places the organism in Eukaryota, Fungi, Ascomycota, Leotiomycetes, Helotiales, Sclerotiniaceae. The transcript is spliced from 4 exons. The record is from RefSeq and is a predicted model, not a curated record.
AUGCCCAAUCUUGAAACAAGCCAAUCAUUCGGGUUGGAGACUCCCGCUACAUCUCUUGGAGCUCCUUCUCGUAGUUCCAGUCCCGAGAGUGAUACGUUGAGCCCGCCACUCUCAUCUGGCUCUUUCAAGCGAUCACUCAAAAGUCGUAUUGUGCCACCGACGUUAGUUGGCAUUUCAGAGGAGGGAGUAGUGCAGAAGUUUGUUAAGAUGACUCCGACUAUGAAUGUUUUGGCUGUUCCUCAAUUGAUCGAUAUUUCUAUUCCUUCAAAGGAUAAUGAAAUUGAUACCACAGAAGCUAGUGAACAGCCUAUACUCAUGAUACUCAUGAUGACGCGUUCCGCCAGUGUAGGAUCACAAUCUGCUCCCGGUAAGAGACCAAAAGUCAAGACAUACAGACCCUCUAAACCUUUGGCACAUAAAGAGGGGCGCAAGUUUAAGCAGACUGAGAACGAAAACGACGACAUUUUUGAAGACGCACUUGUUGAAUCAAAAACCUAUAUAGAAGCCUACUCUAAUUUCAAUACUGCGCCAUCAACACCAACAAAGCGUUUGUCAGCGACUGAGAAGUUUGAUAUGGAUGGAUCACACGAUACUAAGCCCGAAUUCCCCACUGGGACAACUAUUAAAGACUUUGGUGCGUUGCCCGACCAUCUUAGAGGGCCUUGCCUUGAAGUCAGCCCUAGAACUAGCCUUUUAGAUGGUCCAUCUGGUGUUCCGAACGUGGAUAAACUUUUGUCUAUGAACAAGCGUGAUUGCUCUCUAGAAUCAUCGCUCAUGAGACCUCUCGAAGCAGUACCUGAAGGCUCGAUAGCAACAUCAUCAUUGCCAGAGGUGCCGACAGAAGUAACGGAAGACACCAUCGGACAAUCGGAUGGUCCUGCUCAAGUUCCAUCUAUUGCAGCUAUUGAACCAAAUGUUGGUGGCGAUUCUCCAAUUCCAGAGUUGCCCGUCGCCCCAAUUGCGAUAGAUAAGAAGGAUGAAAAGCGCACACAUAAAGUUAUUAAUAAGUUUCGAUCGGGAGUACGCAAGGGUAGAUACCGUUGCCUAAGAACACCUGUAUUGGUGGUGAUUUUAGGAAAGGAGCUUUCAAAGCCAACCAAAGUAGCCAUUCAGAAUAUCGCAAACGGAUUGCCGUCAGGAAUUGGUGAUGUUAAUGAAAAACAUAAGAUGCAAACAACACUUGAGCCAUCGGUCUCGCUUCAUACACUGGAACAACUUUCACCUACUCCAGUACCAGAGGACCGGUGCUGUCCUGAGAGCCCUACACCUUCGUCAGAGAGCCAUUGCUGUAGCGAGGAUUGGAAUUGA